This is a messenger RNA of Rhincodon typus (whale shark), 473 nucleotides long. RefSeq names its product 40S ribosomal protein S30. Gene Ontology annotation, molecular function: protein binding; structural constituent of ribosome. The annotation marks the transcript as partial. The transcript has 3 exons. The record is from RefSeq and is a predicted model, not a curated record. Gene Ontology annotation, cellular component: ribosome; cytosolic small ribosomal subunit. NCBI's taxonomy places the organism in Eukaryota, Metazoa, Chordata, Chondrichthyes, Orectolobiformes, Rhincodontidae. Gene Ontology annotation, biological process: translation.
UCUGCUGUUGACCAAGUGAUCCUCUUGGCUGGCACUCCCUUAGAUGAUGAUGCUAUCGUAGGCCAAUGUGGUAUCAGUGAGCACUGCACUCUUGAAAUAGUUGCUCGAUUGUUGGGUGGCAAGGUCCAUGGAUCCCUUGCUCGAGCUGGAAAAGUAAAAGGUCAGACUCCCAAGGUUGCAAAACAAGAGAAGAGGAAAAAGAAGACUGGCCGUGCAAAGAGGCGCAUGCAGUACAAUCGCCGUUUUGUAAAUGUUGUGCCAUACUUUGGGAAGAGGAAGGGACCAAAUUCAAAUUCAUAAAAUGUUGUUUUUCCAUCAGAAACUGAUUUAAUUUGAUUCAAUGUGUUGAUAUAUAUGCGCCUCUCUUCUUUUUAAGAACUGGCUCACUCGACUGGAACUAUUUCAGAUGUGAAGUAAUUGACUUGAUUGGUAUUCAAAUUCUGGAGUGUGAUUAAUAAACACUAUUUCAAGCA